AUCUCUUAAAAUAUGAAACAAGAAACUGCAAUCUUUGGCUGGGUCAAACUACCUAUUAAAAAUUAAAUCCUUUUGUUUUCUGUAGUUUUAUCAAUCAGAAACCUUCCAUUUGUUGUCACAAGAAGCACAAAUUAUUUUUAAAAUCUUAACAAGAUGAAUAAACUUCAUAUAAAUACCACUUCACACCAACCUAAGUUCUGCACAAGAACUAUCACAAAUCCAUGAUUAAAGUCACAAUUCAUCAUUUUUUGUGAUUGUACUUUAAUAUACUAACACUCUUAACGCUCGUGCGAUGGCUAGGAAACGAAGGGCCAUUGAGGGACUUGGUGAAAAACCCCGCAAUGAUGUUAAUCAAGGGAAUGUGGCCUGGGACGAAAUGGUAAAGGAAACUGUUGUUGCAGCCGCACUUGGAGGAGCGCGGCGAGCACGAAAGAGAUUCGUGGGUGUUAGACAGAGGCCAUCAGGUAGAUGGGUAGCUGAAAUUAAAGAUACUAUACAAAAAAUAAGGGUGUGGUUAGGUACCUUUGACACAGCUGAAGAAGCAGCAAGGGCAUAUGAUGAAGCUGCUUGUUUACUUCGUGGAGCUAAUACUCGCACGAAUUUCUGGCCCUGUUCUUCAUCUUCUUCUUCUACUCCAGCUCUUCCUUCGAAAAUCACUAAUCUUCUUAUUAAUAGGCUCAAAGCUAGAAACAAUUCCUUAGCCGCUGCUGCUGCUGCGGCUUCUUCUUCUUCUUCUUCUUCUGAUGAACCCGUGGCCGAAAAUCAUGAUCAGGACAAACAGGGAGAAGAAUUCAGAGAAGAAGAAACUUAUUUUUCGGAUUUACAGUAUAUGGAGUAUCUGAAGGAUCCUGAAGAUCUGAUUACUGAUAACAACAUGAUCAGUAAUAUGAGUGCAAUUAACGUGAGCAAUGUCACAAACACCUUGGAGGCAUGCUUGACUGAAAACGAUUAUAGUGUAAUUCAGCCUGUGAAAAACGAUGAAAACUCAAUUGCUGGAGAGAUUAAUAAUAUUGUGGAAGAGGACGCAGAAGAAGAGGAAAACAAUACUGAUAUAGGAGAUGUAGUGGUAGAGCCAAUUGACUUCCAAUUUGUUGAUGAAAUUGGAUCAUCAUAUUACUAUUCACCAUUUGAGAUAGCUGAAGAGAUUAAUUCAUCAGAAACAAUUGAACAGGGGAUGAUUUAUGGAGACGAGUCAUCGAUGCUAACCGAAGCUAUGAGGAGGAUGAAUUACGAGAGGAAAUUCUCAGCAUCACUUUAUGCUUUCAACGGAAUUACAGAAUGCUUAAAGUUGAAGCUGAAAUCCGGAGGAAGAUCAGAGCAAUUAAGCAGAUUGAGGAAUGCAUGCAAAAGAAACCGUAACGAGGAGGAAGAGAAGAAAAUUCAUGAAGAAGGAGUUAAUGAGAAGAAAGAUAGUGAAUACAGUUCAGAAAGUUCAUCAGAAACUGGACGAUCUUCUACUUCACUGGAAACAGGAUCAUCUUCUUCCACGAUUUCAGAAGAAACUACUUACGAUAGUGAAUUGUCCCUAUGGAGCUCAAUUGAUCUACCACCAAUCUGCACCUUUUUUACUUAGAAAAACUUUCUUUUUCCCUGUUAUUUUCAGUACGUUGUUGUUAGAUCACGUAACUUUUGUUUUCACAGGGUGAAGAUGAACAUUACUCUGUGUUCUCGUUCAUUUUUUUCAAGAUCACUAUAUCUUGGUAUCGUCACCAAAGAAAACAACGCAAUCUAAAGCAAAAUCUAUAGGAUCACGUGUAUUCCAUAUUUACUUAAGUUAUCGAUGACGGAUGGUCAGUUCUUGUUCAUGGUCAUUGAGACCUAUGGCGAAAU
This is a messenger RNA of Solanum dulcamara, 1830 nucleotides long. RefSeq names its product ethylene-responsive transcription factor ERF119-like. The transcript has a single exon. Gene Ontology annotation, biological process: regulation of DNA-templated transcription. Lineage: Eukaryota; Viridiplantae; Streptophyta; Magnoliopsida; Solanales; Solanaceae. The record is from RefSeq and is a predicted model, not a curated record. Gene Ontology annotation, molecular function: DNA binding; DNA-binding transcription factor activity. Bases 293 to 1573 code for a protein of 426 amino acids.